Messenger RNA from Bombyx mandarina (wild silkworm), 360 nucleotides. Its product is annotated as cytochrome b5. NCBI's taxonomy places the organism in Eukaryota, Metazoa, Arthropoda, Insecta, Lepidoptera, Bombycidae. Gene Ontology annotation, molecular function: heme binding. Gene Ontology annotation, cellular component: membrane; intracellular membrane-bounded organelle. The record is from RefSeq and is a predicted model, not a curated record.
AUGGGCGAUGUCCAAAGGUACACGUUGGCGGACGUAGCGUCGCGUAACGGGAAAAACGCACCCGUGUGGAUUAUCUACAAGGAUUCAGUCUACGAUGUCACAACGUACGUGGAUGAGCAUCCCGAUGGACCGGACUCGAUCAUGGAGCAGGCCGGCAAAGAUGCCACGAAGGACUUUGACCAAACAGGUCACACUGCCGACGCCAAGACCAUCAUGACCAAGUACAAGAUUGGAGAAAUUAUAGAGGAAGAAAAGAAAUACGACGCUAAUGGCAAAAAGAAGAAGAAAGUGGUCUCUGCUCCCCCAGAGAAGAACAACAGGAGUUGCAUAAACAUCGUCACGUGCGGAUUGAUUGGCUAA